Molecule: messenger RNA, 2457 nt
Organism: Onthophagus taurus
Lineage: Eukaryota; Metazoa; Arthropoda; Insecta; Coleoptera; Scarabaeidae
Source: RefSeq, a predicted model, not a curated record
GUUAACAUUGUGCAAUUACCAAGGAUAUAAACGGCUUUUCAGUGUCACUUUAAUUGUAUAACCUGGGAAGGUCAAUUGUCAAUAGCAAUUUAUAAAAGGGUUUUAAAAGAAAAUUAAAAUGGAUAAAAGUCUAUUAGAUGAGCGUAAAUCACAUUAUGUUAAACCGAUUAUUAAAGUUAAGCGCCCCACGUUACCUUUUAUACCAUCUGAUAAAGCAUCGCGAAGGGUGAUAGCACCAUACGUAAAUAUUGUAAGAAAAAGCAAAAAAAUCGCCGUGAAAGAUGACACCAAUAAAUACAUUAAAGCGUUUCUCCAAAAGAAACCGAGCAUCUUAGUGAGUACUUUAAAAGAAUUUUUGGAGGGUAUAGUUGAGUUACCUAUUCUUAUCCACGAAAGUAUUGACGCGCUUAAAAUCGUAACAUCCUCUAUUGGUGGGAGAUUAUAUUUAGUGGACGAUUUCUUAAACGAAAUUUUUGUUAGCCCCAAAGAAGAUCCGUUCCCAAAAAACAGAUUGAGCCUUAAAAUUGAAAAAGGAAAAACUGUUGCGGCUCACGUCGCCGCCACCCAAGAAGCCGUAUUAUCCGAAGACAUCUUAAUCGAUGCAAGGUUUUCCCACGGCGUACCCUUCAUAGAUUUAACACUUAAGUCGGUUUUAUCCGCGCCUAUCCUAACGGAAACCGGAGUUUGCUAUGGAGUCGUCGAACUGUACCGAGAUUGUAGUCAGAAAUCCUUUAAGCAAUCCGACACGAAGAUUGUUUUGGUUGUUUUGGGGUGGAUUGGAUCGUCCAUCCGUAGAAACAACGAACGAAUAAAAGUUCUACAUCAAAAACAAUUAGAUGAUUGCCUCAUUGAAUUAACAAGAACUUAUUUUUCUCAUAAUAUCUCGAUAGAUAAUCUUAUUAGUGAGUUAGUCAAGUUCGCUAAGAGUGCGGUUAAUGCUGAAAAGGCGUCGCUUUUUGUGAUGCACCCCGAUAAUGAGUUAAUCGCCGACAUUUACGAUCAAGGUUUACCAGAUUACGGAGGUGAUAUGGUUAAGCGACAUGAAAAAGUUAAAUUGGCUAAAGAGAAAGGAGUCGUCAGUUACGUAGCGAAAAAUAAAAAGUCAAUUCUUGUUAAAGAUGCUUAUCGAGAUAAGGUAUUUCACAAGGAAAUUGAUCCUAAUACGGGGAUGAUAACGAGAUCGGUUUUGUGUGUGCCCGUUUUGAGUAUGAACAGUCUUCUUGGAAUUAUUUUAGGUAUAAAUAAAACAACAGGGGAUAGUUUUACAGAUUCUGAUUUGGAAAUUUUUAAUACAUUCGCGGUUUAUUGUUCGUUAUGUUUGCAACAUUAUAAUCUGUCGAAAGGUUAUAAUGUUUAUCGAGCGCGUUAUGAAAUUAUUUCUGGUCUUAUGAAGCGCCACAUUUUCCCCAAUGAGCACGAUCUGCAAGAAUUGGUAUCCAAUCCAGAAUUUUCAGAAGAUAUUGAAACGCUAAAUACUUUUAAUUGGUAUAUCAAUCUUGAUUAUACAGAUGAAAUGCCGCAAAUUGCCGUGUAUUUAAUAAUGUCGAUUGCUGAUGAGGGUGAUAUCGAUAUAGACCAACUCUAUAAAUUCGUGUUAAGUAUGAGAAUGUUAUACAGAAAAAAUAUAUAUCAUAAUUGGGAGCAUGGAUUUAAUGUAUGCCAUUGUAUGAGAACAAUUAUAAAACAUAACAUGGAAAAAUUCACUGCAAUUGAAAGAAAAACUUUAGCCGUUGCUGCUUUAGGACACGAUGUUGAUCAUGGUGGUGUUACAAACGGGUUUUUACGUCUUACUAAUGAUGUUAUGGCUGAGUUGUACGAAGAAUCUACUUGGGAGUGUCAUCAUUACGAUAUCACCAUGAUUUUACUUGGUGAAAUUCCGAUUUAUAAAAAUUGUUCUCCCGAAGAAUAUAAAACAAUAUCCGACCUAAUUUAUAGCGCAAUUAUAGCCACCGAUUUAGUAAAUUAUUUUAAAACCAGUGCAAAACUAAACUUUAUGAUUCAAGAUGAAAUUUUUGAUAUUGAACAUCCGCUUCAUAGAGUGAUGAUGAUUGGGGUUAUGAUGACAGUUGCAGAUCUAUCAGGGCAGUGCAAAGAUUUCGAAGUAACCAACAGAAUCACAAUGAAUUUAUACGAAGAAUUUUACAAUCAAGGUGAUAUGGAGAAACUUAUGGGAUUCGUUCCAUUAGCCAUGAUGGAUAGGGAGAAAAUCUCCGCGGUCCCAUCAGAUCAAGUUCAUUUCUUGCAAGUUUUAGUAAUACCGUGUUGCGAUCUCCUCACGAAAAUUUUUCCGAAUACUUUACCUUUACUCGAUGGCGCUGUUGAUUUAAAGAGAAUUUGGACUAAUAUCGUCGAAAAAAAUGAUACAAAGUGGUGGUCACCCAAUCAUUUCGUAAGCAACAAGCUUUACGAGAAUGAUUUAAAUAUUUAUAAGAAAUAAAAAUUGUAAUUGAAGUAUUA